This is a messenger RNA of Sycon ciliatum, 2412 nucleotides long. RefSeq lists its product as uncharacterized. The record is from RefSeq and is a predicted model, not a curated record. The transcript is spliced from 5 exons. The coding region runs from base 227 to 1291 and encodes 354 amino acids. Lineage: Eukaryota; Metazoa; Porifera; Calcarea; Leucosolenida; Sycettidae.
UGUUUAUAAGUCUCUGUUGAGUGUAAUGACGAGUUCAGAACUUCAGUCGCUGAGUGACAUACCCUCUUAGUCCACCAGAAAAUAUCCACAAAUUCUGGGUAAGCGAAUGUACAAGCUCUUUUAAAAGUAUUUUCAGCAAAACCCGUGCUUUGGUCCUAGUAUUCCCUUGCCCGAGCCUGACGGGACGCGUAAUCGGCAUUCUCCGAGACGAUCCCGACCAGUGAGGAUGGGUUUGAACAAGACAGCAAGGACCGAUUCGCUUUCUCAGAAUUCAGAGCUUUCCGAAGAGGAGCGGUUGGAGAUGACUUCUGAUGCAGCACAUCCUGGCCAGGAAACCCAGUCUGCAGCUAUGACAGGAGAGGAUGAAGUAGUACAAGAGACGAAGCAGUCGUACGAACAGAUACUUGAGGACAGGGAGAAGCUCUCACAGACGGUGUUGGGUCUGCGGCAAGAAGUUGCCAAUCUACAAAUGAAGGUAGUUCGCAGAGACAUGGACUUACGGGCAGAGCGUGAGGCUCGGCAGAGACUCCUGCGUUGGAUACAAGCGCGGCGACAGAGUGCGGAACGCAAACUGCUCGAGUCAGGCAGCAGAACGGGCAAGGACGACGACGAAGCCUUGACAAUAUUCUGGAUCAAUCAGUUCAAGAAUACUCCCAUGCACGAUCCUGGGGCGCGGCACGGACCUGAAAUGACCAGCGAAGAGCAGGAGGAGUUCUUGGCCAGAGGAAGCUCGGCAGCACGCCCCAACUCGACCCCAACGGCUGUGACCUGCCGCAGUGUCGCGAGCCAAGCCAGCAGAUCAGCAUCUCAGCCUACAAAUACGCACUGGAAAGGAACACUGGCAUUCACAGCGCCACCUGCCCAGUCAAGUGUGGGCGAUCGUCCUCGCCUGGAGGCAGCUCCGGGUCUGUUACUGCGCUCCAAGAGCGAUGGAAGCACUCUGACACAUAGCGAAUCAAUCCCAACAAAGACAGAUUGCAAGCGCAGCCACCAUGAAAUCCCUGUGUUCACAGAUGGACACAGGGAAUGUGCAAGCAGUCGGCAAAGCAGUUUAUCAUGCAGUCAACGUCUUCGAUAUUUCCAGCGGACUGAUCAUAAAUGCACCGGUGAACGCACCCAGGCAGUAAUCAGGGCAGGUGGUGGUCGUGCACCAACGAGGCACUUCUCCGACCCUACUCCUGACGUAACGUCGACGGCCACAUUCGCCCAUGGCAGACAGUCGUCUCAACAGCGCGCUAUAGGUUCGGCUGGCAAUCAUAGACCCCAGCACAGCUCAGUGCCCCAGGUGUGAUGACACCAAGCCUCAAUGCCAACGGAGUGUCGCCUGCCAACUUAACUUAACCAUGCAUGAUACAUGUAUUCGCAUGUGUAUGUGGCAGUGCAGAACGUUGCCAAUGGUCAAGAACAUCACCAGUUUUAGUAUACCAACAAUGCUAUUUAAACAAAGACUUACAAACUUUCUUAUUACAACCCUUGAGAUUUGGGUAAUGCUAAUCGUACAGGACUAACAUUCGGCCGAUAUCAAUUGCACGUCCUGUACUAUAGCGCAUAUGUAUGGCCUUCCUGCCCCGGAAUGGACUUCUACGGCCUGGCCCACCUACAUGUACAUGAUGAUCAUGCAGUCAUGUAGUAAUUCCAAAAGUAAACAAAAGAAGAAGAAAAACGUGUACCCCAGUAUAAUGCUACAUUUUUUUACUACUAUUCACAAACCCAACUCGUAAAAAUUAAAUAAUUAUCUGGACAAAAACAAACAGCUACAGAGUACAUAUGGUGCUGCGGUCUCUAGUCGGUGGCUGACUUUAUUCGACGAUACUAGUACUGGUACAUGAUUGCACGUGUCCUGUACAAUCAGUCACAUCGUCAUGUACAUGCAAUGCACAUGUGUCUAUAGUAAUAUUAUGCUACCUAACGAAGCCAUGGGGAAACUGUACUUUAUAGACAAGGUAUUACCAAAGAAUAGAAGAAAGACCGAGGAACUACAAAUUUCGCUUAUAAUAUCCACUAACACCACCAGCAGCUACUAAACAAUCAGCUCAUGCGCUAACAUUGGACGACACUGACCGACGGUACUGACGUUCUACAAAUAACUACCGAUCAGCUCUAGCACAUUCCUAGCACGUCCCCUACUAUAUUAUCAAAAUCAUUCUUCCCAAAUUUACAUCAUUGUCUAAGUCUCUCUUCAUGUUCCGAACUGCUAUUCUAUGGAACUGUUUACCCCCCAGGCUAACAUCGGAAGCCUCGCUCUAUAAGUUCAAAGCUGCCCUCUGGAAAUUUACAGCUAACCAUGCUUAUGCAAUCAACGGAAUUCCGCCUCCUUGCAGUUGAUUUUCCCCGUUUCGCUCCUCAUCAAUCCCUACUUGUCUUUGUACAUACUGGUAGUUGUAAUGUUUUUUCAAUCAAAUGAACCCCCGA